Nematostella vectensis (starlet sea anemone) is the source of this 1912-nucleotide messenger RNA. RefSeq names its product glutamate-rich protein 2. The transcript has 7 exons. The coding region runs from base 188 to 1072 and encodes 294 amino acids. NCBI's taxonomy places the organism in Eukaryota, Metazoa, Cnidaria, Anthozoa, Actiniaria, Edwardsiidae. The record is from RefSeq and is a predicted model, not a curated record.
CCCUGCAAAUUUGGCUCAAAUUUUUCUUUGACAGAGAAAAAUAAUGAUUCCUGACUUCCAUAAUUUGGAUUUUGCACUAGCUAUCUCUCCAUCUUUAAGAAGUACAAACGCUAUUUAAUUUUUUGCGAGAAGUUGUACAUAUGCAAGAUUGCUAUCUGUGGGGUUAUGGUGUUGUUAUCCGGUUGUUAUGGCCGAACUUCGACGGGUUACUUCGCCAACCGCUGCAAAUACCAAUGAGAAAAGUAACAGACCUUCUUCAAGCAGCGGAGUGACAAAGAGUCUUAAAAAGAUGCCAUCUGAAGGACUCAUUUCACUCUCUCCAGAACCUGGCAGAGUGAAGUUUGCAGAGUCUUCCCUGGACAGACCAGGGUCCAGUGGUAGCGCAAGGGCAGGUAGUGCAGGUCAUGUCGAGAGAAGGUUACAGCUUGCCAGAAAAAAGCAAGAUGAGCUGACUGAUGCCGAUAUAAACAUGUUCAGAAAAUACUCUUCUGAAUCAAGUCUUACAAAGGAAAUGGAAUCUCUAUCAGUCAACAAGAAAUCAAUAGGAACGGAGAAAAUGGUAGUUUCAGAACACAUAAAAGACCAGGGAAAGUCUGACAGCUCUGACUCGGAAACUAGCUCAGAAGAAAGUUCUGGUGAUGAAACCAGCUCCCCAGAGACAUAUACUACAAAAACUCAGGACAAAUUUGAAGCCCCAGUUGAGCUGAAAGGGGACUUCCUAUCUGCUGUUAUGGAUGAGGAUUAUGAAAAAGCAAAGGAUCUUUGCAAGCAAAUUUUACUGCUUGAGCCAGAUAAUGCAACAUGUACAGAAUUUCAUUCUGUUUUGGCAGAGAAAAUAAAACAAGAUGAAGUACAAGAAGACACAGAUACAGACAGUGAUGAUGAUGAUGAUGACGAUGAUGAUGACAAUGAAGACAGUAGUGAGGAAGGUGACGAUGAGGAAAAUGAAGAAAGCUCAGAUGAUGACGAAGAGGACGAUGAUGAUGAUGAUAGUGAUGAUGACUUUACCCCACCUACCGGACCUAUUAAUUUAAUUAUGGGUGGAUUACCCAUUAAAAUGCAAAACAGAUGACACAUUAAUGCACCACUAUGUCUGGAAUAAGUUGGCAAUAUAAGACUAUUGACAGAAAAUAGUAUCAAGUAAUGGCAUAAGUCAGUUUAGCUGUAGAUAAGCAUAUCAAAGACAGUAUGAAUCCUGUGUGGUGAUGAUAAAUUAAUACUGUAUGUUAUACAGAUGGGGUAACCAAGUAAAACUAGUCCAAGCCAGUAAAAUCAAUGUCACACAGUAGCCUUUUAGUCAUUUAAAACAAAAGGCAUUUUUUAAUCAAAGAGAAAACUUUUCCCUGUCAGGAAAGUACUUUAUGAACUCUCUGGUUUCGUUGGAACUCGAAAGGUUUAACAUUGGGGAUCAGAUACAUUAGGGAUAAGAUUUUCAUAUAAUUAUUAUUUUUACCAGUUAUACUUCCCUAAUCAACACAAUCAGUAUUUCUUGAGCAAAAAAAAAAAUAAGUGAAAAUAAAAAGAUUUGUAAGAAUAGAUAAAGAAUACCUUAAUUAUUAAAUUGGAAUUUUAUCCAAUAAAAUCACCCUAAUUUUUUUAACAUAAUUCCUAUCAUGAUCCUUGUAGUAUAUACAUGUUCGUAAAAUGACUGAGCAUUAAUUACUUUGUGAGAUGUGGUACUCAGCACUGCUGUUUGGCCUGAUGAAAAGCUUUCGCCACAUUCACAACAGGAAAUAUCACAAGAGCACCAAUACAGGAUCCUGCUUGUAUUGCUACACCACACCAGAAUAGUGCUCUCUGGCCCUUCUUCUUCAUGAUAGUACAGAUUGUGAGUUUUGUAUAGGUGAUGAGUGAUCCACUGACUACACUAACAGUCACCUGAAAUAAAAAAAAAACGUGUCUCAUCUCAAAA